UUGGUGUCUGAUCACGAUGCUUGAUCACCAGCUCUGCAAGCUGUUCCCUCAGCAGCAUGAGGGCUGCCGCUGCCGAGUGGGUAGCUGGGUUCAUUAUCCUUUAUGUACCAGUAAACAGAUGAUAUUCCUCCAAAGGAAAUCAGGUUGGAGCAUUUUGCUGCUUUAUAAAAUCCAGUAUAUCUUGACAGGAUUGAGCUACAUAUCAGAGUUGUUAUUGUGAGUCUGUGCGUGUCAAGCCAGAUCAGGUCAUUUGUGGGUUGUUGUUGUUGUUUUUUUUUAGAAUGUCAUAUAAAGAGGAGACAGGAGCAUAAAACAACAGUCGUGCCUGCAGAGUAAACAGAACCAUUUCUUCUUUUUCUAUUUGCAGUCAACCAGGUGUACUGGCUUUAUUUGAAGGGUGCUUACAUCCUUUAAAAUGUGUUCAAACCCAGACAUUUUUUCAACACGUAUUAUUAUGUUUCCCUUUGAACAAAACCAGAAGGUCAGGGGAGGUGGCUUGUUAAACUAACAAAUCUACUGCCAUGACAUGUUGACUCAAAUCAAAUGUGUAGACCGUUGAGUUUUCUAUAAACCAAACCAUGUCAGCACACAAAUCUAACUGUGCUGCACAGACACAUUGUGGAUACAAUUGUGGUCUGUGGAGAGUAUACCAGCCUGUAUCUGAAGUUCUUACUGGAUUAUGGGGAACUGCAUUAACAGCCGCAUCUGCUGAAGUGUUUUCUACAGGCAUUCCACCUUACAAUCUAGUCAUUUCCUGUAUAUGUUGAGCUUUGUGGUACUGCUGUACCCUGAUCUUCAGAUACAAUUAUCUGCUUGAUGCUAAGAAUAUAUAUAUAUAAAUUAGGAGACAGCAUGAUAACAUGCUACAACAGAAGCAGCACAUUUUUCAGUCAAAAAAACCAAAAUGCUGACAAGCUGUCUUUGGCAGAACAAAAUAUAUCAAAUGCAAAGGUACAGCUGGAAAAUAGGAAGUGUUCUGUGUGUGAGUAGUAUUUUAAAUACUUUAUUUCCUCUCACAGCUGGCAUUCCUUUUCGUGUCAUCCUCUGUUUGCUGUUUCGCUCCACACACUGUGCAUUAUAAACAAAAUACUUUUAGGUUGAAAGUGAAACCAGUCUGAUUUGCAAUAAACACACAACAAUAAAUGCAGCAAAUGGUGACACACGUGUUGCUGUUGUAAGAUUACGUUGUUAAAUGAGGUAAAAAGCUACUAAUGAUAAAGUCACCCAAACGUAGUGUCAGAUUUUUGCCCUCUGACCUCCUGUCCUCCACUUGAGGACUUAGGACUUUUAUCAGUUAAAAGUCCCCACUGUAGCCACUUCCUGCUGGACAAGUACUGGGUUUUCCCACAGCAGCCUUAUCUGUGUUCAAGGAUAAAAGUGCACUUUAAUCUUGAAGCACAUAAUAACGAUACACCUAAAUAACAGGGGACUCUGUGUUGUAUGUAGGUCAACUAUCACAUUGUGUGGCUAAUGUGUGAGUUUGCGAUAGGUCAUAAAUGUGUUGAUCACCUCCGUGUCAGUGUCAUUAAAAUAAUGUAGGGUUAGAACACAAACGGUAACCUAGCACAUGAUAUGUUAUCGAUUCAUUUCAGAUUAAUAUGCUCAUUAAACCAGAUUGUGCUGGUACUGAGAGACAUACUGUGGGAAUUUACAAAAUGUACCAUCGUUGUUGUUUGUCAGGAAUUCCCCCCCCCCCCCAAAAAAAAACACAUGUGAAAAAGAACCUGCCUUUCAACCCCUGUCAAAUGAUCUUGCAUAAUGAAUGCUCACACCCACAGCUGAGAGAAACCAGUCCAACGGCACUUCCGCAGUUGUAAUGUUUAACCAGAAUCACAACUUUCUGUAUUAGGGCUGUCUGAUAAAGGACACGGAGGAGGGACCAAGUGUCAACAGUAAAACCAGUUCACUUCGGGAUCACUUGUCAGAGUGUGAUCAACACAUGGCCCGGACAGUCAGACAAGAUGACCUCCGUUAAAUUCUCUGGGUUUCUGCUCUGCGUCCUGCUCCUCUGCUGUACCUGCAGUGAGGAGCCAGAGAUCAUGUUCAGAGCACAGGGCGGCAUGAUCGAAAUGGGAUAUUGCUUCGGAGUGGAUUAUAUUGUGGUUUACAGGUGUGACCAAGAGGGAGACCAGCUGCUUGGAAACUCUUCAGUCAACGUGACUGUCACACCUCCCGCUGAUCUGCGGAAUCGUAUUCGCAUCAACCAGCAUCACCAUCUGCUCGGACUGCAGAUCCUCAACCUCACGCACAUGGACUCAGGGAUGUACAGGAGGGAGUGUUGGCAGAAUCAGAAACUCGUCAGCAAGGUCUUCAAUCAGCUCUUUGUGUGCGACGAGGAGGUUCCAUCCAUAGAGGUCAUUGUAAAGGAGGGAGACGCCGAGGCUGAACUUCAGUGCAAAAGCUCCUCCAGUGGUUUGGAGGGAACCUUUGUGCGUUGGUUCCUGGAAAAAUAUCCACUUUAUAAGCCUACACUUUUCCUGGACACCAGUAUUUCACUAAAGCCACAGGUCAAGGAACUGCAGGGUGUCAUGAAGGUCAGAGACGGAGGGUUGGUGCUGGGCGUUGACAACAGUGUGUGGAAGACCACACAGUACUUUCACUGUCAGAUAAUGCAAGAUAAAAAAUGCCUCAGUUUCCAAAACAUGUAUUUACCGGAUAAUACGGAGAACAAAGAUAUAUUCACAACGCAAGGGGCCAGACUGGUGCUACAGUGUCCCUCUGAUGGUGACAGACAGCAAUGGGAGACACCGUUGGGAAACCUCGACAGCAAAAACACAAGGCUGGACGGCAUGUACAUAUCAACUGGAAGUGACUUCAAAGAAUUCUCAUUGGUCAUUCCUGCAGUCACUGAAGAUCACAGUGGCGAAUAUUCAUGUAUUUCCUCGUCACUGGAGCUGCAGUACAUGCUCUUUCUUUGCCCCAAAAUGAAUCCACUCGAAAAAGUUGCACUUGAAGGUAAAAAUGUCUCUCUAGUGUGCAAAGUUAACCAAGCCAGAAUCCAAAAAGUGCAAUGGUACCGUAAGGAAAUGGCAGGGGAAUAUAAUGUACUUAUCCAAGACUCGGGCGACCGAGACGAUCCGAACCUGUCCGGCCUGAAGGGGAGAGUGACACUAGCUGAUAAUGGAUCCUCACUGACCAUCUCUAAGGCAGAAAUGAAAGAUGGAGGAGAGUACUGGUGUAUAGUUCUGGGAGGCACCGAGUCCCAUGACGAUGAAGAUAAUUACGAUUAUGAGUAUGACGAGGAAGAUACCGAGAACGAGGAGGUCAGUGAUUACCAAUACUGGCCAAACACAGACAGAUGCCUUUUCAAACAGGAGACAAUUUUGAAAAUAAUCAAACCUGUGACCGUUGAACCUAGAGGAAGAAACGAAGUGACGGUCCCCGCAGAUGAGUCGCCGUCAUCGUCUAACACAGCUCUUUAUGCUGCAGCAGGUGGAGCGGCGGCGGUGGUGCUGCUGCUAGCUGCAGUGAUCGCUGCUGUUAUUGUGCUAAAGAAAAAACACGCCAGGGCCUCUCAGACUAACAAGGACAAGAUAAAUAAUGAUGAUCCUGAUUGUGACAUGAGGUUGACUAGUGAAGAGUGUAAUAGGUGAGUAUGUUUGGACAAACAGCUCCAUUAUACCAUGUUCACCACCCACAUGUCUUACAGUGCAAAUUAUGUCCAACAUUUGUGAGUUCAUGCAGAAGAUAAGGUCACCAUUUGGAGAAUUAAGAGGGAAGGCNAUAUAUAUAUAUAUAUAAAAUCUUGCAUUUAGCUGUGACUGACAAAUGUCCCCAUCUUGUAUACCAUGGUUUUGGACUGACAGUAAGGGAGAGGAGGAGGGGUCCACACUAAUAAAAAGUCCACAUGCUUGUCUCAGUCAAUUGGUCAAUUUUCAAACAACUAAUUCUAAAAAUAACAACAAAUCUUUGGAGCUACAUCAAAAAAGAGAAAGCCAAGUACUACAGUACCAUAUAUCCUACUUUAGGUACAGCUUUAUCCCAACAUGUAAUUCUCAUGUGCCACGGCCACUCUGCCCUAUGUGUAGUAACGGCAUGAGAGGAAUUAUCUAUGCACUUUUUUUUAAUCCCAGUUUUAUCAUUUUUGUAAUGUUUAUUUGCCAUACCUUGAAGAUCGGUUCUGUGAAAAUAUUGUCUCGGUCCAUGGUGGCAAAAUAUUGUUGACCUUCAAUCUAUGUCUCAACUUUUGAGUUUUAGUUUAUUUAAACCCUUUCAAACAGUAUCCUUCUGUGAAUGUCAUUGACUUUUUGGAUGCUUUGAUGAAUCAUAGUCGUGAUCUGUCACAGUAGGUAAUGUUGAGUUGACGUGGCGGCCAUAUGGUACUGUAUGCUGCGGUGAUAACAGUAAGGAUCUCAAGAUCUAAUUAGCUCAUAACAUAUAAAGUACAUUUUUAAUUUUGUAAUGAAAUUUUAAAUUGUUUGUAUUUUUUUAAGAACUAUUAUCUCAUUACAAGAACUAAACCUACGAGACAAGGUCAAAUGACACAUGGAAAACAGUAGAGGCAGCUAUAAUGGAGCUAAAUGUAAAUAUAGCAUAACAUAUGACAAAAAACUUCAACAGGCAGAGUUUCAAUAAUAAGGACUUUAAACCUUUUCUGGUCUUUUCUAGUGAACAGAUUGGGGUUAAAACCCCAAAAGAUUCAACCAAUUACAUCUUUGUCAGAGAAUACCAUCUCUAAAUACCAAAACACUGAGCUAAUCAACAGUUGAACUCAAACAAAAAAAGUAAUAAUUAAUAUAAUCAUUUUAAACUGCUGCUAACAUUCAGUGUGCUGAUUAUUUUUCUCCAACACCGCUUUCCCUGUUCUCCCUGAUGACGUUGAUUCAUUCGACCUAUAAACCAGAAGGGCGGCUCUGCUGUCAACAAAUUGUUUGAUGUCAGUAAAGCUGAAAACAAUAGACACAAAUUAACUCAAGUUUUACUGCCAAAAAUUCUCAAUCUUUGUUUAAUUGGACCCUGAAAUCACAAUCUAGCCACUUAUUCCGACAAUAAAAACAACUACAGCCAGACUCCAGACCACUGAGAGUGAAUUCUCAUUUACAACUGGUGCUUUUGGUCAACUGCUUUUGUUUUAUUUAACAGAUUUAACACCGAGCUCUGCUUUGGCACUGGAGUUUUAGUUCGGCCUAGCUGCAGUUAAGCAUCUGCCAAAUAAGUAGAAGUGACUGUAACGGCGGUUUCAUUACACUCAGCAGCUUGUUGCUUCUUGGUUUAUAAUGUUACCUUCUGCUGAGUAGAUAUAAAAGCUGCUGUGACAUAAACAUCUACGAAUAGUAGAAAAUCAGAUAAUCGGUCGACCAAUAUUAUCGGCCAAUAUUAGCAUAAUUAUGUGACAUUGUAAGAAUCGUUAUGGGUUUUUCCUCUGAUAAUGAAAACACAUUAACGCAAUGCCUGGGUUUCACCAAAUGAUGUGUGCUCUAAAAAUAGUUUUGGGGUUAAACAGCUGUAUAUUAAAGUGAAAGUUACUAAGUGGCAGCAUUAUAGCUAAUUGUAUUGAUCUAUUUUAAUAAUCAGGGGAUUGUAUUGCAGAAUGCUGUCACCAGCAACACAAUACAGUGGAAUAAACAAAUAAAUAUUGCCAGGCCUAUACCGGUAUCAGUUGAUGUCAGAAUCGGAAAAUAAGUGUUUGGAAAAUAUUGGCAUACCGGAUAUCGGCAAAAAGUUAACAUUGAACAUCCCUAAUUGUAGUCUAGUGUGUUUGUACCAUCAGCCUUUCCCCUUCCUUUGUCUCUGAUUGUGAUAUCUGCCAGUGUAAAUGUUUACUGAUGAAAAAUACAUUUGUGCAGAGAUGAGAGUCAAAGAAAGGAGUUCCCGUGGAGUAUGUAGCAACUGCUUACCCUCAAUACAAAGAAACACCAUCCCCCACAACACCUGCAGGAAGUGCUACAGUAUGAAUGCACUUGUGAUUGACCAGUGUGAUCAGUGGUUCCGUAGCGGUUAUCACGCCUGCUUAUACAUCUGCCUUACACACAGAAGGGUCCUGGGUUCAAGCCCCAGAGACCUCCUCGUCAAGCCCAACCCCCAAAACUGGUCAAAGGUUACAGAUGUAAUGUUUUAGCUGUGAAGAAAUAUAAAAAAUGUGUGUAUAUUGUGAACAACUCCUAGUAAACGUAUUUUUAUACGUUGUAAGUUUUUAUUUACGUUUGUUCUAUAAUAAUGUUUUUGUUAUUUUUUUAUUACACAGAACAAUUUACAGUAGGAAAUAACCAGGCUUCUAUGUUGCACAUAUAUGUGUUAUACUGUUUUUUUUAUUUGUUGUUUUUUUUUUUUUGCUUUUAAACACAAGAAAGAACAAAGUAAAUAAAGGAAACAAACUGCC
Cynoglossus semilaevis (tongue sole) is the source of this 6319-nucleotide messenger RNA. RefSeq names its product hemicentin-1-like. The record is from RefSeq and is a predicted model, not a curated record. The transcript has a single exon. Gene Ontology annotation, biological process: immune response; cell surface receptor signaling pathway; cellular response to lipopolysaccharide. Bases 1962 to 3593 code for a protein of 543 amino acids. Gene Ontology annotation, cellular component: external side of plasma membrane. NCBI's taxonomy places the organism in Eukaryota, Metazoa, Chordata, Actinopteri, Pleuronectiformes, Cynoglossidae.